AUGGGUAUUUCUGAUAAUGAUGUUCAAAAACAAUUACGCCACAUGAUGGCAUUUAUUGAGCAAGAAGCUAAUGAAAAAGCUGAAGAAAUUGAUGCUAAAGCUGAGGAAGAAUUUAAUAUGGAAAAGGGUCGUUUAGUUCAACAGCAACGACAAAAAAUAAUGGAAUAUUAUGAAAAGAAGGAAAAACAAGUCGAACUUCAACGAAAAAUUCAGCGUUCUAAUAUGCAAAAUCAAGGCCGUCUUCAGUGUUUAAAAGCUCGAGAUGAACAUGUUAAGAGUGUUUUAAAUGAGGCCCGUUCUAAUCUUUCAAAGAUUUCUGCUGAUCGAAAUCGUUAUCCGCCUAUUUUGAAAGGAUUAAUUUUACAGGGUCUUUUUCAAUUGUUGGAGAAACAAGUAGUAAUUCGUUGCCGUAAAAAUGAUGCUGAUUUGGUUGAGCAAUUGUUACCUGAAUGUAUCGAAGAAUUGCAAAAAGCUUGGGGUGAUACUUCACAGGUUUGUUGCUUUUUUAAAUAA
Messenger RNA from Meloidogyne enterolobii, 513 nucleotides. The record is from the annotation of a GenBank genome assembly. NCBI's taxonomy places the organism in Eukaryota, Metazoa, Nematoda, Chromadorea, Rhabditida, Meloidogynidae.